Messenger RNA from Malaya genurostris, 401 nucleotides. It is a transcript of the gene RpS21, whose product is annotated as small ribosomal subunit protein eS21. The transcript has 4 exons. The coding region runs from base 99 to 350 and encodes 83 amino acids. Gene Ontology annotation, molecular function: structural constituent of ribosome. NCBI's taxonomy places the organism in Eukaryota, Metazoa, Arthropoda, Insecta, Diptera, Culicidae. Gene Ontology annotation, biological process: translation; endonucleolytic cleavage in ITS1 to separate SSU-rRNA from 5.8S rRNA and LSU-rRNA from tricistronic rRNA transcript (SSU-rRNA, 5.8S rRNA, LSU-rRNA); endonucleolytic cleavage to generate mature 3'-end of SSU-rRNA from (SSU-rRNA, 5.8S rRNA, LSU-rRNA). The record is from RefSeq and is a predicted model, not a curated record. Gene Ontology annotation, cellular component: cytosolic small ribosomal subunit; ribosome.
AGUUGACAUUUCAGUUUUCCGAAAAUUCCUUCUUUUUGAUCCGCCAUUGCGUUCAAGUUGCUACUCGGUUGUAUCUUCAGAACUUGAAACUUUCAGAAAUGGAAAACGACGCUGGAGAAUUCGUUGAUUUGUACUGCCCGAGGAAAUGCUCGUCCAGCAACCGAAUCAUUCAUGCAAAGGAUCAUGCCUCCAUUCAGAUCAACAUCGUUGAUGUGGACCCUACGAGCGGCCGUAUGCUGGAGACUUCCAAAGUUUACGCCAUCUGCGGAGAAAUUCGCCGGAUGGGAGAAUCCGACGAUUGUAUCGUACGUCUCGCCAAGAAAGAUGGUUUGUUGACUAAAAAUUAUUAAGUAAAGAGUUGUAUCCUAUAUUCAACUAAUAAAACAAGAAAAAUACUAAAA